This is a messenger RNA of Histoplasma capsulatum G186AR, 888 nucleotides long. RefSeq names its product short-chain dehydrogenase/reductase SDR. Lineage: Eukaryota; Fungi; Ascomycota; Eurotiomycetes; Onygenales; Ajellomycetaceae. Gene Ontology annotation, molecular function: oxidoreductase activity, acting on the CH-OH group of donors, NAD or NADP as acceptor. The transcript is spliced from 4 exons. Bases 1 to 888 code for a protein of 295 amino acids. The record is from RefSeq and is a predicted model, not a curated record.
AUGGCCCCUCAAGACCGUAUUGCACAGGUGUCCUCCCAUCUUAAUUACCCGCAGGGUCUGCUUGCUGGCCAAAUUGCCAUUAUCACUGGCGCUGGUCAGGGUGUUGGUGCUGAAGCUGCUCGCCUAUUUGCCAACGAGGGAGCGAAAGUAGUUGUUGCAGAUCUUGAUGCCAAGAAAGCAGAGGCUGUUGUGAAAUCGAUCAAUGAUGCCUCGCCCGGACGAGCCAUUGCCGUAGUUGGCGAUGUGACGGACCCCACAUAUGUGAAAAGGGUCGUGCAAAAAGCUGCCGAAUUUGGCAACGGGAAGAUUCAUAUUAUUGUUAAUAACGCUGGGUAUACGUGGGAUGGCGUUAUUCAUAAACUUUCGGAUAAGCAAUGGGAGGCCAUGAUAGCUGUCCACGCCACAGCACCCUUCAAACUGGUCCAAGCCGCGGCUCCAUACUUCAGAGUAAAAGAUGGUGCUGACAGAGUCAUCGUGAACAUCAGCAGUACCAGUGGCAUCCACGGAAACCCUGGCCAAGUUAACUACGCCGUCGGCAAGGCUGGUAUGGUCGGCCUCACCAAAACAAUCGCGAAGGAAUGGGGUCCCCAAUUCGGUGUCCGCGCCAACACGAUUGCUUUUGGCUUGGUGCUAACACGGCUGACUGCGGCCAAGGAGGCUGGCGCCUUUAUCACAACGCCUGAUGGUGAAAAGGUCGCUCUCGGUAUACCUUCAGCCCAGUUGGCGGCGAGGGCUGGAGGCGAUGAGAGGGAUAAGUAUCCUGAUAUCCCGUUGAGAAGAGGGGCAACUCCCACGGAAGCAGCGAGGUCGAUUUUGGCAGUGGUGAGCCCCUUGCUGAGCUAUGUUAACGGGCAAACUAUCAUGGUUACGGGAGGGCGGAAUAUGUAA